CCCCUAGGUUGGACGUGUUGCCGCGCAAAGCUCCAAUAACGCAUUUCCAUCCGCUGUCACUCACACGUAGGUGUUGAUGUUCACAUGUUUGAGUGACUGAGUGGCAACCUUCAGACGGCUCAGGUUCAGAUCUGGACAAGUUGACUGCGGGGACUGGAAAAAACAUGUCAAAUCCUGGUCAUUUUAUGUAUUUUGCUUUUGGGAGCAACUUGUUAAAGGAGAGGCUACGUUUGGCAAAUCCCUCUGCAACGUUUCGCUGCACCGGGCGGCUGAAGGACUAUGUGCUGAGGUUUGGCCUUUGGGAGGAGCACGUAGACAACCAGUGGCAUGGUGGCGUGGCCACGAUUGAGUGCAGUCCAGGCGGAGAGGUAUGGGGGGUGGUCUGGUCAAUAAGCAAUGACCAUCUCCUAAGCCUGGACGAACAGGAAGGGGUGAACCAGGGAAUGUACUCUCCGUUGGAGGUGACGGUGGAGACUGAUAACGGUCUCAUGCAGUGCAGGGCUUAUCAAAUGAACCAUUUCCACGCCUGCCCUCCCUCUCCUCACUACAAACAGGUGGUGUGUUUGGGUGCAAAGCAGAAUGGUCUUCCAGCGGAGUACCUGAAGGGCCUGGAAGCUGUCAAGACCAACAACUACAGUGGGCCCUCAGUCCUGGACAAAAUAAAAACGGUUAUGAAGUAGGAGCAGUACACCUGUGUGUUCAAGAGGAGUUAAUACACUCGCUGCUAUUGAGCCAUUUGGACCAAUGGGCCAUUACAAAACGUGACUUAAGAUUUUAUUUUAUUAGGAAGGUCAACAGCUAAAGUGUAGGUUCAACCAUGUUUAAGAUGUUUGUUGGUACAGAUGACCGAACUGCACUGGCAUCCAUCUCAUUUCAAACGGAUUUGCUCAGAUAACACCACAGUUACCAUGGUGUCUGUCAGGUCAAGAAGGAAGAUGAUUUUCAGGAUCGUAACUUUAAUUUACUCAGAUGAUGAAAUCAGUCUGAAAUUAAAUACCAUUAUACUUUAUACAUUUGUUGUUCAUUUAUUGUACAAAAGAGUAUAAUACAAAUGUUAUUGAACAUAUUAGCUUUUCUGAGCAACCCAGAAUUAAAAUUAAACCGGUAUAGAUGGAUGGAUGGAUGGAUAUUGGGCUUUAUUUUGAUAUAUUUGUCUCCAUUGAUUCACAAACUUAAAAGUAUUUCUCCAUCAUACAUGACAGAAAUAAGACUGCAUGGGCACAAAAUAAUAGAAAAUAUUUAUUACAUUUGAAGAGUAAAGAAAACAUGAAAUAGGCAAAACACUGAAUUGAAAGGAAACAACUACAUUAUUUACACCCCAGGGACCCCUUACAGAAUCAACGUUACCAACCCCAGACUUUGUUUCUACAAGAAUAAAAAAAAAAGAAAGCAGUAAUACAAAAAACAACUGGAGGAAAACAUGUGGCAACAUCAACACCAAAUGAAAUAGUUUGCUUUAAUCUAUAAUUUCCCACAAGGGAAGCAUAUGGUAAUAUGUGAGGUUAUUACAUCAGUGGUACAGUGUAGAAUCUAACGAAAAUAACAUUAAGACAGAAGCACAUGCAAACGCCAUGGGCUGAGACUUUUAAACAAUCCUGAGCUCCAGGAAUUAGUUUCUGUUUCUUUCAUUUAAAAAAGGACUUAAGCCAUAUUCAGAACUCUUUCAAACAUUUUAUACAGUCUCUGCUACUAGUACUAGCACCGGAUGACCAUUUAAUGUAAUCAGUUUGCAGGGGGCGGUCAACAAGAAACCUUUAAUGUUGUGAUUAUUUUUUUUUUGUCAUAAGAUGCUUACGUCUAUGAGGCAAAACAUGUUCUGGGGUGAGGAUUAUGACAAAAGGAAAAAUCCAUCCAUCCAUCCAUUAUCCUGCUCUCAGGGUCACGGGGAUGCUGGAGCCUAACCCAGCAGUCAUUGGGUGCCAGGCGGGCAGACCCCCUGGACAGGCCGUCAGGCCAUCACAGGGCCAAUGCAGACUAUGUAGACUCAACUGUAAUAAAUGAUUCAUCCGACAAGACUUGUGAACGUUAACACGAAAAGCUAACUAGGACAAAGAUGGAUGGGUUAGGGUUAGCAUCCCCCAUGAAGGGGGACAAAAAUCUGGGUAUUAUGAUGUUGAGGGUUCUGAUGCCAUGAAAGUAGGAGGGGAGUUGAUAUUUUUUACAAAACUGGAUUUCAGUAAAUAUGUACAAAAAAAGUCAACAAAAUUAGCAGCUAGCAGUAGUAAUUGCCAGUCAGAGCUUAAACCUAAACCAGUGGCCGACAGUGAAAAAGAGAUGUAACCAACUGAAUAAUGUUCAAAGUCUAAAGAUCGACACUAUUAUAUUUUGUACAUGUAGCAUUACACAUCCCAUCAUACCUGUGGCAUUAAGGGAC
Molecule: messenger RNA, 2374 nt
Organism: Lampris incognitus (smalleye Pacific opah)
Lineage: Eukaryota; Metazoa; Chordata; Actinopteri; Lampriformes; Lampridae
Gene: ggcta
Product: gamma-glutamylcyclotransferase a
Exons: 5
Coding region: 165-680 (171 amino acids)
Cellular component (GO): membrane
Molecular function (GO): gamma-glutamylcyclotransferase activity
Source: RefSeq, a predicted model, not a curated record